Messenger RNA from [Candida] anglica, 495 nucleotides. Lineage: Eukaryota; Fungi; Ascomycota; Pichiomycetes; Serinales; Debaryomycetaceae. The record is from the annotation of a GenBank genome assembly.
AUGUUUCGCAGAUUAGGUUUACACACAAGAGCUCCAUACCAUGUUUUUCUCUACUCCUUGAUUUUUGGAGCUACGACUUUCCAUUCUUUUAUCUUAUCUCCAAUUGCCUUCAAGCUACUCAAGCGCGAAGACUUUGGUAACUUACAAAACAAGAUCUUCCCAGGGUACUUUAUUGCUCAAACCAUUUCUCCUGUGUUGUUGGGACUUACUGCUCCAUACACGGUUUGCCCAUUUGGAAUUGGUGUUUUGGCUACUUCUGCUGUAGCUGGUGCCCUCAACUAUUUUGUGUUGUUGCCAUGGUGUCACAGUAUCAAGGAGGAAAGAGUUAAACUUCAAAAGGAAUUAGGUGCUGAUGCUGAACCAACAGAAGAAUUGGUUAAUUUAAACAAGAAGUUUGGUAGGGCCCACGCUUUGUCAUCCAUUGCAAACAUGGUCUCUAUUUUUACCUUAGCCAUCUACGGUACCUACUUGACCAGAAGUUUGAAUAAGGUUUAA